Caenorhabditis remanei is the source of this 756-nucleotide messenger RNA. RefSeq lists its product as uncharacterized. Gene Ontology annotation, biological process: embryo development. The coding region runs from base 1 to 756 and encodes 251 amino acids. Lineage: Eukaryota; Metazoa; Nematoda; Chromadorea; Rhabditida; Rhabditidae. The record is from RefSeq and is a predicted model, not a curated record. The transcript has 5 exons.
AUGAGUAAUGUAUUACGGAAUUUCGAUUAUUUGGAAAUAAUUGAUUUCUCAUUGGCUUCUAAUAAAUGUCAGUUCGUGAUUCAGUCGAUGAAAUUCCAAACUUUUGGAAUAUACAAGUAUUUGAAACGAAACACAGCAUUGACACAACACAAAACCGAGAGAAAUACGAUUUGUAUUGAAUUUACGAAGGAAUGGACAGAUUAUAUUUGUGCUUUAUUCCGCAAGGAUCUGAGCUGUCUUGCAAUGAACUCAAAUUCAUCGACUCAUGAGAUUUUAUCCAUCACGGAUUGGAUCAACAAAAAACAGUGGACUCUAGAGUAUUAUGUGGAUGCAUUUUUUGUGAAAAACAGAUCUUCUAAAUAUCCUGUUAAUUGGUUGACUGUGGACGAUAUAAUGAUUUCAUUAUGUAGGAUAAUAAUGAUUGAGACAUGCUCCUUUGAUGAGAAUGACAUAAAUCGGAUAUUAAAAGGAUGGCUCAAUGGAAAUAAUUCACAACUGGAAUCGUUUACUGUAGUGUUGAAGAUGCUCAAUUUCCAAUUAGUAUUAGAUGGAAUCGAUUUCGAACGGAAAGAUGAAACACUCAAAAGAGAAUUCGAAUAUGAAUUCGCGGGAAGGCAAUGUAAUACACUUCAGUUCACAGGAGGAUUUGACAUUCGCAGAAAAGAUGGCACACUUGCCACAGUUCAACAGAGAUACCAUUUUCCGUCUAAUGCUCCGAUUUUCUGGUUCGUGAUGGUAGUGUGGCCGAAUAACUAA